Messenger RNA from Anopheles arabiensis, 2758 nucleotides. RefSeq lists its product as uncharacterized. NCBI's taxonomy places the organism in Eukaryota, Metazoa, Arthropoda, Insecta, Diptera, Culicidae. The transcript has a single exon. The coding region runs from base 1262 to 2716 and encodes 484 amino acids. The record is from RefSeq and is a predicted model, not a curated record.
GAUUGUGUUUGCGGUGUGCUAAGUGUGCAUAAACACAGUGCUUCUGUUGCUGCCCUUGAGGGGACCGUCUUGAUGGUGAUCGUCUAGAAUCUCGAGAUCGGGUGCCGCGUCUUAGCGCAGUACAUUACUUUACUUUACGGGUCACUUGCGAUGUGAAUGAGGAAUACUUGAUUUGCUUUCCUUUUGCGGUCUCUUCGGGUGUUUCUGUGUUCAUCAUCAGUAAAACAAACGAACGCAUUUAUCUUGCAGUUUGUGCAGCGCCUUCCCGAGAGGCCUCCGCUGAUCAAUGUCUCUCAUUUGUUACCGUUUGUUUUGGAAGAGUUCUGUGAAUAGGAAUGCACUGGCGGGAUUCAUAAAACAUUCCACGAUCGGGCGUUAGUACGUGCGUUUUCUUCGCCAUAACAAAAAUGCGUCUUCUUGUGAUGUGUUUGUUGAUAUUCACCUGCAUCAAACACACGCUGCUGCGGCUGCCACUCUAAUGUGUUAGGUGUGUGUAGUGGUAUUGGUUCGUUGGUUUCGCCGGCUUCUUUUCUAGAUAAGAUAGCAAAACACGGCACGCUAACACCACUCUACCGGGAUUGGCCGGGCUCUGUGCAGGGUGCGGGCGCGUGCGGAGGUGCAUCAUCAAUCACGCUCACAACACACGAAACGACCGUCCAAGCUUAAACGCACCACACACGCGCACACUCGUUGCGAUGAUUGCACAGUAUUGGCCGGUACGGCAUCGGGUCACCAUCGCGCUCUCGCUCUCCGUCCCGCGUCGUGUCUCGCAUAUCAGUAAAAACCCAGCAGUGUGUGUAGAGUGUGUCCACCGACCAGCAGCAGUAGUAGCCGCAUAUCAGCACACAACCGCACACUGUUGUGGUGUAGUUGGUUGUGUUGUCACUGCUCUGCAAUACGGACGCUUCCUUCCACGGUCCAGACCCUCACAAAACGACGUUGUUACGCGGCAAAGAAUCGGCAGCAAACGCGCGCAGACACGGCGCAAACUGGUUCAGUUGUAUCCUGUACGCGGUCGGCUGCUGACGCGUGCGCUGAAUGUGCUGCUGCUGCUCAUCACGGGCAGCUGUGUGUGUAUUAGGAGAAAGAAACAAACAGAAGUAAACAACAGGCAGUGGUAGCAAAAACUAAAAACAGAAGAGUGAAUUCCGUGGAACCACCCACCCCGCUUAUUAAGCGUGAAGUGAGAGUUGGUGGCGCUCGUGCGUGAUCUUGAGAUACAUUCCAGCUCCCUCGCUAGCCGCCGUCGUUCCAAGGCACCAUGAAUCAUGCGCUGGUAUUUACUGGUGGCAGCUCCAGCCCCGGCAGCUAUUGGGAAGAAGCGAUCAGUCUCGUCGUUCGGCUCGGUACGCUGCUGCAAACAUUAGUCAUCCCGCUGCUGCUGGUGAUCGGGGCGCAAUUUGCGGUACAGCUGUAUAACGGCGUCCGCCGGGAGGCAGAGCGGCUGCUCGAACGGCACGUCGAUGCAUUGCAGCGCGACCGCCAGCGGCUGAUAGAGGAGAUCAAGCUCGAUCUGCUGCGGACGCUCAACAACAAAGGAGCGAAGGAGGAGGAGUCAUCGGCGGUGCAGAAGGCUUCCGAGGCAGAGUGUGAUUAUCGUAGUACCAUAAAGCAGUCGGAAUGUGCAUCGGAAAAGUCAACCAUCAUCUCACCCGUACUGUCAUCCACGCCGAGUUCUGGCUUUGUAAAGAAUGGCAGCACAACGACGGGCAGAUCUAAUCAGACCCCAUUGGAGCGGCGACGACCGGCCACAUCGCCCUCCUCCACCAAAGCCACCGAAUGGAUCCCGACCCGCCGCCACCGGCUGGAUCGCAAAGAGUGCAGCAACAUUGUGAAUGAAAUCAUUUAUCAAAUUCAAUCAGGCACGCGAACUGGGGAAGAUUGCAAUAGCAGCAGUCCGGGGAAGUCGGGAAUUCCCGAAGGUACUACCCAACGUUCAGGAAAUGCGGAAGAUUCGGCGGUGCUGCGGGAUGUGCACAGUCGUAACGUGGUCGCUCGCAUGAAGACACUGUUCGAGCAGCCGAUGGGGCGACCCCAGAUGACCUCCGUGAAGUUUGCCACCACGCCCGAGAGGCAACCAUCACCGGCAGCACCGGAAUCAACGCCACGGCGACAUUUCAGCAACGUUGUGAACAUUCUUCGCCGCAGCGAACCCAACUCCUCGUACGGGUCGCGCUCCAUCAGUGCUAGCCUGGAGAACCUGAGGCCUGCCGGUGCUGCAGGGUACCCGAAGGCUUCCUCCGAACCUCCCACAGUGAUCCGAAUGCGACGACGCAUCCGCUCCCAGCAAAGUUUGUCCGAAUCGGUCGAGGACAUCCUGGAGUCGGAACGGUUCUCCAAACGCUUGUCCCAGUACUCGAUCAGUGAUCUGCUGGAUGAGGAUGAGGCUGAGAGUGGAAAGCAACCACUGGAGCGAUACAGUGGAGAAGCCAAGUACGAUCGGGUGUCGCGAGGUCUCAAAACGCUUUCCACCUUUUCCCUGUCCGAGUUGCUGCAGGAUGACGAAAUGACGACGGUUGAUGGGGCGGAAGCAGAACCGGAAGUGGUACUGCGCAAAUCGAAACCUAGCGCGACGCCCGCCUCCUAUCGCAAUGCCGUCGAUAACAUUGAGCAAAUCCUAAUUGCGGAGAACCUAUCGAAAGACUACUGGAAGUACUCCAUCUCGAACUUGCUGGACAGCAUGGAGGAGGACGGUGGUAUCGUGUCGCUGCAGUGAUGAUGUGUGUAGCUCCCAGUAAAGCACCUAAGCCCCAACCUC